Molecule: messenger RNA, 3066 nt
Organism: Haemorhous mexicanus (house finch)
Lineage: Eukaryota; Metazoa; Chordata; Aves; Passeriformes; Fringillidae
Product: hydrocephalus-inducing protein-like
Exons: 20
Coding region: 1-3066 (1021 amino acids)
Biological process (GO): cilium movement; axonemal central apparatus assembly
Cellular component (GO): axoneme
Source: RefSeq, a predicted model, not a curated record
AUGCAGGCACUCUGUGUGAAGGUUUGCCACACACUUAUGGAUAACAUGGCUGUGCAGCCCGGAGCUGGGGCCGAGGGUCUGGCAACGAGGAGCGUUGCCAGCGUGCACGUCACGUUCCGCGCCCCGGAGCGGAUUCCUCCCCCUCCGCCCGGGGACCGGGGGGGCACCAGGGCUGGAAGGAGCGGGGAUCGAGGCCCCCCCGACGUCACCGCCGCCGGCCCGGCCCCGACGAUCGGGUGCUGCGGUUGCCGGGGAACCGCGGGCGCGGCCACAGCGGCUGUGACGGCGCCGCCGCCUCAGUUGCCGCAGAGCGCGCUCCGCGGUCCUCCGAAACAGAGCUCGCUUGGGGUUUCCCUGUCAGAGAUGGUAUUUCAGAACUUCGUCCCUCAUGAGGUCUCUGAAAUGGUGCUGUCUCUCAUUAAUAAGAACAAGUUUCCUCAGAUGGUGAAGGUCUCCAUGGAGAGCUCACCUUACUUCCAGCUCAUGUGCUCCAACGACGCGUACCGUGUGGUGCUGCCGGGCGCGUCUGUGCCUGUGCGCAUCCGCUUCACCCCCGACGAGGACAAGAAUUAUUCCCACAAGCUUGUCUGCAUCACUGCAAGGGAAAGGAUCGUUGUGCCAAUUCGGGCCAUUGGUGCCCCAGUUGUCCUGGACUUCCCUGCCCAGCUGGACUUCUCGGUGUGUCCAGUCAAGUACAGCACCCAGAAGACUCUUCUGGUCCACAACACUGGUAACCUGGAAGCUCAUUACCAGCUGAGCACCCAGAGUCCUUUCUCCGUGGUGCCGGCCACAGGAACUCUGGGCGCUGGUUGCACCAUGCAGGUGACAGUGGGAUUUCACCCGCUGACCAACGGUGACCAUUGCGGGUCCCUGUGCUGCAAAACAGCCAGUGAGCUGAGCAAAGACUCCCCUUUGCUUUGUUCCGGGGAAGAAAGUAUCCACACAAAGCUCCUUGGAGAAGCUGUAGAUGUCAACGUCAGGUUGAGCACAAGUUCCGUGGACGUUGACAAGACUUUCAUCACCAUGACAAGACACAAAACCGUUUUCAUUGAAAACAGGAGUAACAUCACAGUCCACUUCCAGUGGAAGGCUUUUCCUACAGAGGAAGAUGAGAAUGAAGAGAAGAAGAGGCAGCGUCGUUUGCUGCACCCACCGACUAAGGUGCGGCUGGAAAAAAUCAAGGAGGAGAAAAAAACAGAGAAGGAGAAGGGCUCUUUUGAAGAUCACAUUGCCCUCAUGAGAAGCAUGGUCCAGGAGAAAAUGGCAAAGGUGCAAGAAGACUCCAUGCUGUUCUCCAGUGACUUUUUUUUCAUUGAGCCAAUGAAGGGAGAAAUUGGGCCAAAUUGUUUGGCUGAAAUCAAGGUGACCUUCAAACCCUUAGAGGUACUAGGGUACCAAAGUAUGGCUUACUGCGACAUCUCAGGCCGUGAGAGCAGGCUGCCCUUGCGCCUCAGAGGGGAAGGCCAAGGACCCUUGGUUGAGCUCAGCUCUCAGACUCUGGACCUUGGGAACGUUUUUGUUGACACCUCCCACAUGCUUGAGGUGAAACUGAUUAACAAAGGAGCUCUUGAUGCUCCCUUCACCUGUAUCCCCUCAACCACAAACGUGGGCUCCUGCUUCAAGUUUCUACCCAAGGAGGGCAUCAUUGCACCAGGUGGGAUCCAGACUGUUCAGAUCCCCUUCAAGGCCACCGUGUUGGGGACCUUUGAGGAAGAAUUCCAGUUCAGUGUGACUGGAACUCCUAUGCCUGCAAUCCUGACCAUCAGGGGCAGCGUCUCUGGACCGAGUUUACAGUUCGAUGUCGAUGAGAUCAACUUCGGUGAGAUCUCCUUUGGCUUUCCCUACACCCAGUGCUGUCGCCUCACUAACAUCUCCUCAGUGCCGCUGACGUUCCAGCUCCGCAUGUCGGACGAUGGCACGCAGCCGGCUGUCGACAGCAUGGAUCAGAUCCGCAGGCACGGUGAUCCAUCCUGGAGGAAGGGAAUCCAAUUUUAUGUGGAGCCAAAGGAGUUCACAAUGAAUCCCAGCCGAAGGACCAUCCUUCCCCAGGGACACCAGGACAUCGAGGUGACCCUGUGUUCCAACACUGUGAUGGAUUUCCGCCGGAGGCUGCUGGUGGACCUGGAGGGCAUUGGCCAGGGAGUGGCAAAACUGUUCAUCACAGCCAGAUGUCUCGUUCCUGAGCUGCGAGUGUACCCUGAAAUCCUGCUCUACGAUGAGUGCCACCUGAAGGUGCCCUACGAGAGGAAGUUCCUCGUUGCAAAUAACACCGACCUUCCUGGCUGCUAUGGGCUUAUUCCCCAGAAACGCAAGGAGAACUCUCCUGUGCUCUACUCCAGCCCCAAGCCCUGUGGGAUAGUCCAGCCUCACAGCUUCGCAGAGAUCCCAGUUGUGAUCGAGGUGCAGACAUUAGGGGAGCAUCGCACCAAUGUUCUCAUUGGCGUGUUCGGGGAUGAGAGAAACCCACGGAGAGUAGAAUUACGGAGCUCUGGAAAGCUGGCAGAAAUCUACCCAAGCACAAGGCUGAUAGAGUUUGGCAAGAUCCCAGCACUACAGCCUACUUCACGCAGCUUUACCCUCUUCAACGAAGGUCUCGUCCCUGCAGACUUCAGGAUGGAGGUCGCUCGCAAACCCCACUGCUGUGCCAUUGAACCCAGAGAAGGAGUGAUCCCUGCUGGGGGUGAGGUGCCUGUGUCUGUCACAGUAACCCUGGAUGACACGGGGCCUUUUGCUGUCCCUGUCCAGCUGUUCAUUGGGAACAGCCUUUGGACCGCCUUCGGGCUGGUGGCUUUGGGCACUGGCACCACGGUUGUCAUAGACAAGCCAUUCGCCCCGGAGCUCAACCUGGGAUACCAAUUCAGGCCACCUGAGGAGGAGGGCCAGAGUGUCUCAGACCUCAGCAGCUCCCAGGAUGAUUCCCAGAGCCCCGAACGUGCCAGCCCCGUGUUUGGGCUGGAGCCAGUGUCGAUGGACCUGAAGCCAGGCCAGUCUGAGGACAUGGUGCUGCGAGGCUUCUCCCACAUCCCACAGUCUCAGAAGACAAUCACUGUUUCUCCUGUUGGCUGA